AUGUUCGUGUUUGUGUUUCAGGUAAUCGUCUUGUUCGCCCUCGUCUCGGUGGCAUUGGCUGUCCCAGCUACUGAAAAUGAAGUAAUAGAAAUCGUAAAACAAAGGGUGGCCGAACCAGCCCCAGAUGGUAGCUACAGUUACGAAUACGAGACAGCUAAUGGCAUUCAUGUAUCUGAAGAAGCACAAGUUAGAACCCAGGGUGAAGAGCUUUUGAAACAGGUCACUGGAACCUUCACGUAUACUUCUCCAGAUGGUACUCCAGUCCAUGUUACUUACACUGCUGAUGCCAAUGGAUUCCAUCCUGAGGGUGCACACUUACCAGUUCCACCAGAAAUACCAGCACAUAUCCAGAGGGCUCUUGAAUACAUCGCCACUCACCCACAAGAAAAUGUUGAAAAUUGA
Polistes canadensis is the source of this 402-nucleotide messenger RNA. RefSeq names its product endocuticle structural glycoprotein SgAbd-8-like. The coding region runs from base 1 to 402 and encodes 133 amino acids. Lineage: Eukaryota; Metazoa; Arthropoda; Insecta; Hymenoptera; Vespidae. Gene Ontology annotation, molecular function: structural constituent of chitin-based larval cuticle. The transcript has a single exon. The record is from RefSeq and is a predicted model, not a curated record. Gene Ontology annotation, cellular component: chitin-based extracellular matrix.